Messenger RNA from Auxenochlorella protothecoides, 3300 nucleotides. Its product is annotated as DNA polymerase delta catalytic subunit. The record is from RefSeq and is a predicted model, not a curated record. NCBI's taxonomy places the organism in Eukaryota, Viridiplantae, Chlorophyta, Trebouxiophyceae, Chlorellales, Chlorellaceae. The coding region runs from base 1 to 3300 and encodes 1099 amino acids. Gene Ontology annotation, biological process: base-excision repair, gap-filling; DNA replication proofreading; DNA-templated DNA replication. The transcript is spliced from 16 exons. Gene Ontology annotation, molecular function: DNA binding; DNA-directed DNA polymerase activity; nucleotide binding. Gene Ontology annotation, cellular component: delta DNA polymerase complex.
AUGUCGGCCGCCCAUGUCAAGCGGCCCGCAACAGUCAUGGAGGGGAAGGAGAACCUCCCUUCCAAGCGCCCUGCCCCAGAAGUGGGCCCAGAGGUCCCCGCCCCUGUCCCGGACUUCUUUGAUGUGACGGACGACGGGCCAGAGGUGGUGGAGGAGAUCGAGGAGGGUGCCCUCGGCGAGGCCGGCAGGAACUGGCCACGCCCACCAGCCGCUCCACUGGAUGCCAGCAGGGACAAACUUGUGUUCCAGCAGCUGGAGCUGGAUUACACCUCUGGGCCCCCCAACAAGCGGUUUUACAAUGCGCAGCUGCGGGAGGUCCCCAUCAUCCGCAUGUUUGGAGUCACAGAGCUCGGGAACAGCGUGUGCCUCUUUGUGCACGGCUUCGAGCCCUACUUUUACAUCGAGUCGCCGAGACCCACCUUCAGCCCCGACGACUGCCGAGCGCUUGUCGAGAUGUUCAACAACUUGCUGGCGACGAAGGACCGCAGCGGGAAUGCGCAGUGCUGCCUGCGCAUUGAGGUGGUGCAGAAGCAGAGCAUGAUGUACUAUCAGCCUGCAAAGUCUCGGGCUUUCCUGAAAGUGGUCAUGGCCCUGCCUGGCCUGGUUGCUCCCGCCCGAGGCCUGGUAGAAGGCGGCCUGUGGCUGGAGUGGCUGGCCUGCCGCCUGCCGCAGACCACCUACGAGUCCAACGUGCUCUACGCCCUGCGCUUCAUGGUGGACACCGGCAUCGUGGGCGGGAACUGGGUGGAGCUGCCCGCGGGCAAGUACGUGCUCACCCCGGGCCCCUCCCAGCUCUCGCACUGCCAGCUGGAGGCGCACAUCGCCGCCGCCGACCUCGUCAGCCACGCGCCCGAGGGCGCGUGGGCCAAGCUCGCGCCCUUCCGCAUCCUGUCGGUGGACAUCGAGUGCCAGGGACGCAAGGGCCACUUCCCGGAGGCUCAGCACGACCCCGUCAUCCAGAUUGCGUCUCUGGUGACAGAGAUGGGCAAGGCCACGCCCGCGGUGCGCAACGUCAUGACCCUGCGUGACUGCUCCCCCAUCGCCGGUGCCGAGGUGAUGUCCUUUGAGGACGAGAAGGACCUGCUGAUGCGCUGGCGCGACCUGAUCAUCGAGACCGACCCCGACGUCAUCAUCGGGUACAACAUCAUCGGCUUCGACCUGCCCUACCUGCUGGACCGCGCCACCGCCCUGGGAGUGCCGCAGUUCUGGGCGUGGGGCAAGCUGCGCAACCGCUCCAAGGCCUACGGCACGCACGAGUACAAGGAGGUGGGUAUCGAGGGGCGAGUGCAGUUCGACCUGCUCCAAGCCAUCCGCCGGGACCACAACCUCAGCUCCUACUCCCUGAAUUCGGGCGAGUGCAUGACUGGGUUGGAUUGUUUGUGGAUGUCUGCCCACUUCCUGGGGGAGCAGAAGGAGGACGUGCACCACUCCGACAUCAGCAAGCUGCAGGACGGGAACAGCGAGACACGGCGCCGUCUCGCCAUCUACUGCCUCAAGGUGCCCCGCGAGGGUGUGGUCGUGUUGGGUGAAGGGGACGCAUACCUGCCCCAGCGGCUGCUGGACAAGCUGAUGUGUAUGUACAACUACAUCGAGAUGGCUCGCGUGACGGGCGUGCCCAUGUCCUUCCUCCUGGCACGCGGCCAGUCCAUCAAGGUCUUCUCCCAGAUCCUGCGCAAGACCCGGGCCAGGGGGCUACUGAGGGGCGGCCAGGGGGAGGACGGCGUGGCGUACGAGGGUGCCACGGUACUGGAGCCAAAAGCUGGGUACUACGCGACUCCGGUGGCCACGCUGGACUUUGCCAGCCUGUAUCCCAGCAUCAUGAUGGCGCACAACCUGUGCUACACCACGCUGCUGCCGCGGGGCGCGCACGCUUCGUUCCCGGCGACGGGGGAGGGCGCGCGCGCCGUGGAGUCGCCCAGCGGCGAGCGCUUCGUCAAGCCCGAGCUGCAGGCGGGGGUGCUGCCGGAGAUCCUGCGCGAGCUCCUGUCCGCCAGGAAAAGGGCUCGUGCCGACAUGGCCUCGGCCACCGACCCCUUCCUCAAGGCAGUGUUCAAUGGCCGUCAGCUGGCACUCAAGAUCUCCGCAAACUCGGUGUACGGCUUCACGGGCGCCACCGUGGGCGCCCUGCCCUGCCUCGAGAUCUCCUCCUCGGUCACCUCCUUUGGCAGGGCCAUGAUCGAGGCCACAAAGCAAAAGGUGAUGUCGACCUUCAACAAGGCCAGCGGGUAUCCAGCGGACGCCGACGUCAUCUAUGGCGACACCGACUCGGUCAUGGUCAACUUUGGCGUGCCGGACACGGCCACCGCCAUGGCUCUCGGCCAGGAGGCCGCGGAUCUGGUGUCCAAGACCUUUGUGCAGCCCAUCAAGCUGGAAUUCGAGAAGGUGUACAACCCCUACCUGCUGAUCAGCAAGAAGCGGUAUGCGGGCCUGCUGUGGACCCGGGCCGAGGCCUGGGACAAGAUCGACACCAAGGGCAUCGAGACGGUUCGCCGCGAUAACUGCCUGCUGGUGCGCAAUGUGAUCACCACCUGCCUGGACAUGAUCCUGGUGCAGCGCAGUCCGGAAAGGGCGGCGGAGUACGUCAAGGGCGUCAUCGCCGACCUGCUCAUGAACAAGCUGGACCUGAGCUUGCUGGUGGUGUCCAAGGGCCUGACCCAGGACGCGGCCGACUACGAGACCAAGGCCGCGCACGUGGAGCUGGCGAAGAAAAUGAAGAAGCGCGACCCGGCGACGGCCCCCGCCAUGGGCGACCGCGUGCCCUACGUCAUCAUCAAGGCGGCGCGAGGGGCCAAGGCUUACGAGAAGGCGGAGGACCCGCUGUACGUGCUGCGCAACAACCUGCCCAUCGACUCGCAGCACUACCUGGACCACUACCUGGCCCAGCCGCUGAUGCGCCUGUUCGAACCCAUCCUGCGGAACCCGCGCGACCUGCUCUGCGGCGCCCACACUCGCGCCAUCCUGGUGUCCACCCCCAGCUCAGGAUCGGGGGGGAUCAUGCGAUUUGCGCAGAAGAAGGUCACCUGCCUGGGCUGCAAGGCCGCGCUGGGGCCUGGGGAGAAGACGGUGUGCAAGCACUGCCAGCCCAAGGAGGGCGAGGUGUACUGCAAGACGGUGGCGGCGGUGAACGACCUGGAGACGCAGUUUGCCGCGCUGUGGACGCAGUGCCAGCGGUGCCAGGGGUCGCUGCACCAGGAUGUUCUCUGCCGCUCCCGCGACUGCCCCAUCUUCUACCGCCGCAUGAAGGUGCAGAAGGAGGUAGGGGAGGCCGCGGCCUCCCUGGCCAGGUUUGACGAGUGGUGA